Messenger RNA from Rhododendron vialii, 1555 nucleotides. Its product is annotated as pantoate--beta-alanine ligase. Gene Ontology annotation, molecular function: pantoate-beta-alanine ligase activity. Lineage: Eukaryota; Viridiplantae; Streptophyta; Magnoliopsida; Ericales; Ericaceae. The record is from RefSeq and is a predicted model, not a curated record. The coding region runs from base 200 to 1177 and encodes 325 amino acids. Gene Ontology annotation, biological process: pantothenate biosynthetic process. The transcript has 4 exons.
CACAGAAUCCACGAAACAAAUCAGGAAAAACUCUUCCGCUCCUUUGUCCCUUGACCAAACCUUCCCCUUUUCACAAUUUUCCCUUUCGGUUUCAAUUUUCAAAACAAACUAGGAUCCUGAAAUAGCUGCACACGACACGACCCAUUGCGAUUUUACCAGUCCUCAUCUCGACUACCAAACGCACAAAGAGUCGUCUGAGAUGGAAGUUGAAAAAGAGCCGCUGAUAAUCACAGACAAGAACGAGAUGAGGCAGUGGUCAAGGACGAUGAGAGCCCAAGGCAAGACCAUAGGCUUGGUCCCCACCAUGGGUUACCUCCACGAGGGCCACAUCUCACUCAUCAGAGAAUCCCACACCCACACCCACCUCACGGUUGUCUCAAUCUACGUCAACCCAGGUCAGUUCUCUCCCUCUGAAGACCUCUCCACGUACCCAUCUGAUUUCAAGGGCGAUAUCGACAAGCUCAAGUCUAUUCCUGGUGGGGUUGAUGUUGUUUUCCACCCCUACAAUUUGUAUGACUAUGGUGGGGGUGGGGUGGAGAGAGAAGUGAGGAGAGAGAAAGAGGUGGGAGGAGGAGGAGGAGGAGGGGGAGGGGGAGGGGUGGUGGUGUCCUGUGUGGAGGAGAGGGGAGUGGGGCAUGAGACAUGGGUUAGGGUUGAGAGGUUGGAAAAGGGUAUGUGUGGGAAGAGCAGGCCUGUGUUCUUUAGAGGGGUGGCUACUGUUGUGGCUAAGCUGUUUAAUGUUGUUGAGCCUGAUGUUGCUGUUUUUGGGAAGAAGGAUUACCAGCAGUGGCAGAUUAUAAGGCGAAUGGUUCGGGAUCUUGAUUUUUCCAUUGAAGUUAUCGGUUCUGAGAUAGUACGAGAUGAUGAUGGCCUUGCAAUGAGCUCCCGCAAUGUGCACCUCUCACCUGAAGAAAGGGAAAAGGCCUUGUCAAUAAAUCGAUCACUGUCAGAAGCUAAAUUGGCUGCAGAAAAGGGCCAAGUUAAUUGCAGAGAGUUGAAGGAUUCAGUCAUCCAAGCAGUACGUGAAGCUGGUGGACGAAUUGAUUAUGCAGAGAUUGUCGACCAAGAGAGUUUGGAAGCAGUGGAAGUGAUUAAAGGUCCUGUAGUGUUUUGCGUUGCUGCCUGGUUUGGAAAGGUCAGGCUAAUUGACAACAAGGAAAUCUAUCUGAGGUGCUAAUUGACAACAAGUAAACACUGCUUUUUUGCUUCUGUUGUAUAAGUGGGAGGUAGUCAACAAUUUGGGUUAUAAAAGAGUUCCUUCCAACAAGAGCUGAAUAUUUUGCGGUCGAUACAAGCAGCUAUUGAAAUUCGUCUCAAAAAAUUUCCUUUUGUUCUUCUGGUUCCCACAGCCCAAAAUCUUCAGAACUUGUCCCGAGACUGACUGCGGUGACGUCAAAAUGGCCGUGAAACAGUUAUUCAGGAAACCCAGUUCCUGUGGGAUAAAAAUGGGAGAAGUUGGAGUGUUUUCUUGAAAGCUAAAUUGGCAUGAGAUAGGAAACCCAACUUCAAAUUAAAUUAGAUGAACAAGAAAUAAAGAAGGAAAAUUAUUGUGCUC